Parastagonospora nodorum SN15 is the source of this 249-nucleotide messenger RNA. RefSeq lists its product as hypothetical. Bases 1 to 249 code for a protein of 82 amino acids. The record is from RefSeq and is a predicted model, not a curated record. NCBI's taxonomy places the organism in Eukaryota, Fungi, Ascomycota, Dothideomycetes, Pleosporales, Phaeosphaeriaceae. The transcript is spliced from 2 exons.
AUGGCCGGGCAAACGUAUGGCAGCGCUGCGAGUAGGAGGCGAGUUGGGAUGCAGAAUGCAAAAGAUGUGCGGCUAUGGUAUGACCAAAAGGGGAAUUCGAUGCUGCGAGACGGAGCGUAUCCAAAAGGCGGAAACGAGCGUCAGGAGCACCACCUCACCAGCUUCUCAUCCAAGAACGAGAGUGCCGCUGAGAAUAAGGUGGGUGUUGGUGCAAGGAAGACGGACAGGCGGAGGGAGAAGGUUACCUAG